AACCCUGUAGAGCGCACACGUGACUGAAGUGACCGCUGCGUGCGGCUACUCUACUACGAGUUCCCGGCUGCAACGCCGCCAAAGGCGCUUCCUUAUUUCGGCUGGUUCCUGAUAUUCUAUUGUACAACGCUCCAAGCUGCGUUGAAAACGGCAUCUCGCAGGUCGCACUUCUCGUGGUUGUCUCUCACGCUCUGCAUGCGACUGCAGUUACCGCAAAUCGUCGGCCAGUACGAGCUAUACUCACGAGCCGGUUGAUGGCGUCGGGCGAUCAACCAUCCUGCAACUUGCAGCUGCAUUGUUCUGCCACUGCAAGUGACAGCCCUGCCUCUGCAAAGCAAGCUAACAGCAUUUCAAGUUCAGAAGAUGUCCCUUCCAGUGCACGGCUAAGGGACAGCAUCACUGCUGCACCGCAAAGUAACAGCACUGUAAAUGCACAGCAGAGUGACAACACUGCACUGCAAAGUGACAGCACCGUCACUGCAACGCAAAGUGACAGCGCCACUAAGACACUGCACAGCAACACUACUGCACUCAAAAGGGACGUCCCUGCCAAUACACCGAAGCGGUUCAGUCACUCUGCAGUGGGACCCAUUCGUAAAAAAACUUCCAGUAACCCCCGGCUCCCUCCAGAGCAGCAAAGAGUGUGCCCUUCUGUAAUUGUGCAUAAUUGUAGGGAUGGCACACCACGUUCCAGACGGACAGUGACACAGCGUUCACACAUUGUUCGGAGAUGCCUCACGCCGCAUCCAGUUCAUGACUCAUCCUUCUCGGAGAGCAGCUCCGAUUCAACGUCCUCAGAUGACUGUGCUGAACUAAGGCGCCUGUGCCGUUCCCAGGAAGAUCUUUCCAUUAAGAACUGCCUGGAAUCUGAAUGGCAAGUGCCACUGUACAAUCAUACAGCUGUAUGUCCCCCUCAGCUGCAGCAUGCUCCAGGAUCUGAGCAGCAGCUCCCAUCCAGUGAAACUCUUGCUUCACAUUGUCCCCCAAUCUUGCCGCUUCCUCCAGAACCCAAAUUGCCAUUCUAUGAUCCUCACGUUCCACCACCGUCGUUUGUGCCACAGUCUCCAGAGCCAAAGCUGCCAUUCUAUGACCCCCGUGUUCCACCUCCCUCGUUAUUGCAGACUUCUCCUUUGUCAUCCACCGGGGACAACUUAGGAGCAGUGCCCUCGUUUGCACAGACCUCACCUUUGUCUACACGGGACAGCUUAGGAGCUGUGCCCUCGUUCGCACAGUCCUCACCCUUGUCUACGCGGGACAGCUUAGGAGCAGUGCCCUCGUUCGCACAGGCCUCCCCCUCGUCUACACAAGACAGCUUCGGAGCAGUGCCCUCAUUUGUACAGACCCCACCCUUGUCAUCUACAUGGGAGAGCUUUGGAACAGUGCCCUCGUUCACACAGACCCCACCCUUGUCAUCUACACGGGAGAGCUUUGGAGCAGUGUCCUCAUUUGCACAGAAUUCACCCUUGUCAUCUACACAGGACAGUGCUGGAGCAGUGCCCUCGUUCGUACAGACCUCACCCUUGCCAUCUGCAUUUGAAAGCUGCAGAGCGGUGAAAGAGUUGACACCGGUGAAGCGGGUUACUGAUGAAGAAUGGCCACUUGUCAAAAGAAGCCGUUCCAGUCCAGAGUGUGUUGACCCUGAUCUGUCCACUUCUCAACCGCAAGUCUUCAGAGGUGGCCUGCAGUGGCGUGGUCCAAGUACCUACAGGAUGUACUGUGCGCAGCAAGAUAAGGAUGGUGACAAAGAUCGGCUUGCCCUCAACAUGUUCUGCUAUCAGGAGGAAGACACAGCAGAAGUGGUGUUCAGACCCAAGCCUGCCUCUCACACUCCACAGGCCACUGCACUUACGCGUGGUCAGCGGUUGCGACGGCGGCUCAGCCGUUGGGCACCUUCUUCUACUGCCACGCGGUCCUCAGAGGUGGCGCUUACGACAUCACCCAUUGUUCCUCUGCUCUCCAAGCAGAUGCCGUACUCGCUUCCAGCAAAAGUGGGCCUUGUGGACUCUCAUUGCCACCUAGACUUCAUAUUCAGUCGAGUCGGCCACUCCGGAACGUAUGCCAAGUUCCGCCUCAACCACAGAGACACAUUUCCAGACUGCUAUGAAGGUUGUGUGGCCAACUUUUGCAACCCAGCAACAUUUAGGCAGCGCCACAUCUGGAGUUACCUGCUGUCAGAGGAUGGUGUUUGGGGUGCCUUUGGAUGCCAUCCUCACAUGGCCAACGAGUAUAACAUGGACAUUGAGGAGGACCUUGUCCAUGCCCUUGACCAUCCUAGUGUGGUAGCUCUUGGUGAGAUCGGCCUUGAUUACUCGUACAAGAACCAGUGCAACCACGGAGUGCAAAAGGAUGUCUUCCGGAGGCAGCUGCAGUUGGCCCUCAACCGUAAGCUGCCACUGGUGAUUCACUCGCGGGACUCCACUGCAGACACCAUCGAGAUCCUCAAGGAGCGGGUGCCAAGGGACUACCUCAUUCACCGUCACUGCUUCACGGGAAACUGGCAAGAGGCGCAGGAGUGGCUUGAUGCAUUCCCCAAUCUGUGCUUGGGCCUCACCCCGCUAGUGAGCUUCGACAGAGUGGGUCCACUCAUUGAGGUCGCCCGCAAGAUUCCCCUCAACCGUUUGUUACUGGAGACAGACUCACCUUACUUCCUUCCAAAAGAAGAGUCGAAAAAGCUUCGUUGUUCACAUCCAGGCAUGGCCAUACACGUGGCCACGCGGGUUGCAUCUCUUCGAAACAUUCCUGUCGAUGUUGUCCUGGCCGCGGUCCGUGAGAACACGAAGCGCAUUUACAGCAUAUGACAUCGAAGACAUCUUCACAUCAUCAAGCUCACGUGGCAUGCAGUGUUCCUCUGCAUCUAUUGUGUUGUGAAAGUGAAAGCUGUGUGUGUGUCAUGUUCCUGUUGCACUGAACGCAGAACUGCUGAAAGCCUUUGAUUAAGUAUGUUCUUGAAGGACCUGUUAACCUUUCAUCAUCAUCGAUGUUGCCCCUGCUCACAGCGAGACGCUGAUUUGGUGCAGUUGUUGUUGAAGUAAGCACUGUGCUUCUCUAGUCAGAUCAAUGAAUUAUACUAUGGAGGCAGAAGCCCACCUGCCUUGUGAAAA
Dermacentor silvarum is the source of this 3101-nucleotide messenger RNA. RefSeq lists its product as uncharacterized. The transcript has 7 exons. The record is from RefSeq and is a predicted model, not a curated record. NCBI's taxonomy places the organism in Eukaryota, Metazoa, Arthropoda, Arachnida, Ixodida, Ixodidae. Gene Ontology annotation, molecular function: hydrolase activity, acting on ester bonds. Bases 255 to 2798 code for a protein of 847 amino acids.